Molecule: messenger RNA, 898 nt
Organism: Arabidopsis lyrata subsp. lyrata
Lineage: Eukaryota; Viridiplantae; Streptophyta; Magnoliopsida; Brassicales; Brassicaceae
Exons: 2
Coding region: 201-824 (207 amino acids)
Source: RefSeq, a predicted model, not a curated record
ACCAUUUUUGGGAUCGUGUGGCGGAAUCUUUCGAAAAUGGAAAAAAUCCAACUUGGAGUGAACGUUCAAAAAAAUCUCUCCGGUGUCGAUUACAAACUAUUGAGAAAGCUAUAAGAAAACUACAUGCAUGCAUCAAACAAUGUGAAAAUCGACGUUCAAGUGGUGCAUCAAGUGAUGAUAUAUUCAAUCAAGCCAAAGAAAUGCUAAUGCAAGAUCAAAAUUUUAAAUCUGGUUGGAAAUUCGAUCAUGUAUGGAACAUUAUUAAAAACUUUGAAAAGUUUAAAGAUGUUGCCACUCCGGCUAGAAAAGUCUCAAAUCUAUGCGGCUUCGGGUACACAUCUUCUGAGUCCGAAAAUCCUACCCCCGAUUCAGUUUCACAAGCGUCUCCAGGUUUGUCUUCAUUUUCUCUUAACUUAGAUGACGAAGAUGACAUUAUUGGCGGAUCUCCAUCUCAACGACCAAGAGGAGUGAAAAAAUCUAAAUUGAAAAGAAAAAAUGACGAUCAAACAUCGGAUGUUAUCAAGACUUUGGAAGAAGGGAAUAAACAAUUCGUGGAGCAACUAAAGAAGACAAGUGCACAAAGACAACAAUAUUUGGAGAUGCAAAGUAAGAGUUUAGCAUUGAAAGAACUAAGAGAAGAAAACAAAGUUUUAUAUCGAGACUUAAAUUCCAUUGAAGAUCCAAAUCUCCGUGCAUAUCUUCAAUCUGAACAAGCAAAAAUCUUAAAGAAAAGACUUGAUCAACAAGCUCCGUCGGCAUCUACUUCCUUUGGACAAUAUUUCGAUGAUCUUAGUGGAUCUGGAAACGACCUACCGGAUUAUUAAAUCACUAGUUUAUGGUGUGUUAAUUUUUUUUUUAACGGCAAGUUUAAUUUUGUUUAUGUACUUUUAGUUUAUCA